AUGGUUAAUAUGUUGGAUUUAAAAUCAACUCCUCAAAGGAUUUUCAAAAAAUUCACUACAAAAUCAGGUCUUAUAGGUGAUUAUAACUAUGCACAUUUAUUCACACCAAAAUUACCAUUUAAAAAAACUUCAAAAGAUACAAUUCAACCAUUUUUUGGUUUAAAUAGUGAUAUGCCAAUUGUCUUGGGAUUUUUAUUGGGUUUACAACAUGCGCUAUCAAUGCUUGCAGGUGUUGUAUCACCACCAAUUAUAAUUGCUUCAGCUGCAAAUUUAGAUACAGAAUCUUCACAAUAUUUAGUUAGUGCUUCUUUAAUAAUUAGUGGACUUUUAUCAUUAAUUCAAAUUACAAGAUUUCAUAUCAUUGGAACAAAAUAUUAUGUUGGUACAGGUUUAGUUUCAGUUGUGGGGACAAGUUUUGCUACAAUUACUAUUGUUAAUAAAGCAUUCCCAAUGAUGUACAAGACAGGUAUGUGUCCAACUGCAGAAGAUGGCACCAUGUUACCAUGUCCUGAAGGAUAUGGUGCUAUAUUAGGGACUGGUUGUAUUUGUGCUCUAUUGGAAAUUUUAUUAUCAUUCAUGCCUCCAAGAAUAUUACAAAAAAUUUUCCCAAAUUUGGUUACAGGUCCAGUUGUCUUGAUUAUUGGUAUUCAUUUAAUUGGUACUGGAUUCCAAGAUUGGUUAGGUGGUAGUGGAUGUUCAUCAGGAAAGACUUUAUGUCCUUCAGAUUCAGCUCCUCAUGCAUUAUCUUGGGGGUCUGCAGAAUUUAUUGGUUUGGGGUUUUUAGUAUUUGUUGUUAUUAUUAUAUGUGAAAAAUGGGGUGCACCAAUAAUGAAAUCAUGUGCAGUUAUUAUUGGUUUAUUAGUGGGGUGUAUCGUGGCAGCUGCUACAAAUUAUUUUGAUCGUUCAGGUAUUGAUAAAUCACCAGCUGUUACAUUUCUUUGGGUUCAUACUUUUAAAUUAAGUGUUUAUGGUCCUGCAGUUUUACCAAUGCUUGCUACAUAUAUUGUAUUAAUGAUGGAAGCUAUUGGUGAUAUUACUGCAACUUGUGAUGUAUCAAGAUUAGAAACUGAUGGUGAAAUAUAUGAUUCAAGAAUUCAAGGUGGUGUUUUAGCUGAUGGAUUAAAUGGGUUAUUAAGUUGUUUAGGUACAAUGACUCCCGUAUCAACAUUUGCACAAAAUAAUGGUGUUAUUUCAAUAACAAAAUGUGCAAAUAGAAUGGCUGGUUAUUGGUGUUGCUUUUUCUUAAUUAUUAUGGGAGUUUUUGCAAAAUUUUCUGCUGCAUUAGUUUCAAUUCCAAAAGCUGUAUUGGGUGGUAUGACUACGUUCUUAUUUACUUCAGUUACAGUAUCAGGAUUAGCUAUUAUUUCAAGUGUUCCAUUCACAAGAAGAAAUCGUUUUGUCUUGACAUGUUCAUUAUUAUUUGGACUUGGUGCUACAUUAGUUGAUGAUUGGUUUUCAAAUGUUUUUACAUAUUCAGGUGAUAAUAAAGCAUUACAAGGAUUUUUAAAUGCAAUUGUAUUAGUCUUGGAAACAGGUUAUGCAUUAACUGGGUUUGUUGGAGUUAUUUUAAAUUUAUUUAUAUCUGAAGAACCUGAACCUGAAGAAACUACUUAUCUAGAGGGUGAAGAAACUCAUGAAUUAAGUGAUCAAAGUGUUAUUGAAGGUGGUUCUGAUAGUAUAGGUUUUGAUAAACAACAAGGUUCAAAAAUUGAUGUUAAAUAA
This is a messenger RNA of Hansenula ciferrii, 1722 nucleotides long. Its product is annotated as nucleobase:cation symporter-2 family protein. Gene Ontology annotation, cellular component: fungal-type vacuole; membrane. Gene Ontology annotation, molecular function: xanthine transmembrane transporter activity. The coding region runs from base 1 to 1722 and encodes 573 amino acids. The record is from RefSeq and is a predicted model, not a curated record. Gene Ontology annotation, biological process: transmembrane transport; xanthine transport. NCBI's taxonomy places the organism in Eukaryota, Fungi, Ascomycota, Saccharomycetes, Phaffomycetales, Wickerhamomycetaceae. The transcript has a single exon.